Molecule: messenger RNA, 4866 nt
Organism: Thermochaetoides thermophila DSM 1495
Lineage: Eukaryota; Fungi; Ascomycota; Sordariomycetes; Sordariales; Chaetomiaceae
Product: putative sister chromatid cohesion protein
Exons: 3
Coding region: 1-4866 (1621 amino acids)
Biological process (GO): mitotic sister chromatid cohesion
Source: RefSeq, a predicted model, not a curated record
AUGGCGCCCCGCAGGAGCGCGGCCACUGAGGCCGAGGAGCAGCAGGAGGAGGAUGCUGGCACCGUCCAGCUGCAGUUCGACGAGCCGCUGUCCUGGCGCCCCGGCAAGCCCAUCCCUCUCGAUACUCUCCUCAAAAGACUCGACCGCCUUACGAAGGAGCUGUCCGAGCUGGACCAAGAGACCAUCGAUACGUCCUCGCUGCAGAAGGUCGCAAAGGAGGCCGCUUCCCACCAGCUGCUCAACCACAAGGACAAGGGCGUGAGGGCAUACACCGCCUGCUGCAUUGUCGACAUCCUCCGCCUCUGCGCCCCAGACGCUCCGUUUACUCCGACCCAGCUGAAGGACUUUUUCAAUCUCACCAUUACCUCCAUCAUCCCCGCCCUGUUCGAACCCUCCCAUCCCUAUAACAACCAGCACAAGUAUGUUCUGCGCUCUCUCGCCGAGAUCAAGAGUAUUGUUCUGCUUCUCGACGUCGACGGGCAUGAAAACCUGCUGCUUCACCUGUUCUCUACCAUCUUCGAUGGCGUAUCCGGCUCCAAGACCCCAUCCGGCGAGACCAUCGCCAAGGAUGUCCAGUUCAGCAUGCAGGAACUCCUCGGGGUCCUUAUCGAAGAUGCCGGAAGCCUGCCAGCCAAGGUUGUGGAUGUUAUGAUGGCUCAGUUUCUCCGCGCUGCCGCCCCGGGAAUCGGCAGGGACAAGCACAACCACGUGCAGCUAGAUGAGAACCAGGCGACUCUCCUGGCUAAGGAGGAACCCGAGGCCUAUCAGAUCGUCAAGCAUCUGUGCCAGGCGUACCCCGACAAGAUGUCUCGCUUCGUGAGCCAGUAUUUCAGCGAUGUGAUCGUCGAUGCUACUCCUUUUCCCGGUAGCCGUGACAAGGAUGGAGAAGGUUCCGACGAGGAGGAAGCUCCCCAGGGCCCGUCCGAGGCAGAUUUGCGGGAGCUUAAGAAGGCCCAUACCUUGAUUCGUGAGAUCUGGAAGGCUGCUCCUCAGAUCCUGCAGAAUGUCGUUCCUCAGGUCGACGCCGAGCUGUCUGCCGACAAUGUACAUCUGCGCCAACUGGCCACCGAGACUCUGGGUGACAUGAUUUCGGGUAUUGGUGCCGCCGGUCCUCCUCCGCCACCGGUGCUGGACCCCGCUGCCUACCCUCCUCUCAGGCUGGAAGACGAGGACCGGGCAGAGAGCGCCCCUGCCAACAUCCUGACGACGCCGAUGUCGUCCAUCUCCUUUCCGCAGACCCACCGUUCUACCUUCCUGAACUUCCUCAGCAGGAAGAACGAUAAGGUGGCCUCCAUCCGUGCUGCCUGGACCACGGCUGUGGGCUACAUCCUCGCUACCUCGGCCGGUGGUAUUGGCCUGGGACGUGACGACGAGAACACCCUGAUUGAAGGCCUUGGUGAGAAGCUCUCAGAUAGCGACGAGAAGGUCCGCCUGGCCGCCGUCAAGGCCAUCGAGUGCUUCCGUUUCCGGGAUGUCAUCCUCAAGUUGGGCCCCAAGGGAGGCGUCAACAAGGAGGGUUCUGUCCUGUCUACCCUGGCCGACCGCUGCCGUGACAGGAAGCCGGCUGUCCGGGUGGCCGCCAUGUCCCUGCUGGCAAAGCUCUGGGCUGUUGGUACCGGCGAGCUGCUCGCUGGUCACGAGGCUGUCACCGCGGCUCUUGGGGGCGUGCCCAGCCGUAUCUACAACGCUUUCUACGCCAACGACCCCGAACUCAAUGUCCUGCUGGACCGCGUCAUCUACGAAUGCCUGGUACCCCUCUCCUAUCCUCCACAGCCUAAGAAAGAAAAGGGAGCAUCUAAGAGUGCCAUUGGCUCCAAUGGGACUUCCCAGCCUCAGGCCAGCUCGGCCUCGGCGCUGGACGAGAACGCGGUCCGGGCAGAGAGGAUACUCCUGCUCGUCCGCUCUCUCGACACGACUGCCAAGAAGGCCUUCUUCGCCAUGCAGGCCAGGCAGCCGCAGUUUGCCCACGUCCUGGAGACCUUCAUCAAGCAGUGUGACCUGUACAACGGUGGUGUGAUGGACAACAACGCCGACAAGAUCUCGGCUAACCUCCAGAAGACCAUUAAGUAUAUCGCCCAAUUCCUGCCUGAUGAGACCAAGACCACCCAGGAGCUGUACCGCUUUGCGAAGGCCAACGACCGCCGGAACUACAACCUGAUCCGCUAUGUGGUCGGUCCGGAGCAUGAUUUCAAGACAGUGCACAAGGCACUUAAGGAGUUGAUGAAGCGCAUCCAGUCCAGCAAGGACCCAUCCGUCCGCGACACCCUGCUGCCUCUCCUGUAUCGGUCUGGUUGCCUCAUGUUCAACCGCAGCCAUCUGGCUACUAUCAUGGAGUACUCGCGGUCUGAUAAGGAUGGUCUAGGUCCUGCUGCUCACGAGAUACUCAAUGAAAUCUCGCAGCGCAAUCCGGACCUGUUCAAGACCCAUAUCGGCCAGCUGUGCAAGGACUUGGUUGAUCAGGCUCCCACAGCGACCAAGCCAAAUGACCCUGUCGUCGUCGAGACUCUUAAGGCGUGCUCGGCAUAUGCCCGCAAGUAUCCUAAGGACGUCCCCGGCGAGCGGGACUUCACGCGUACCAUGAUCAACUAUGCCCUCUACGGCCAACCUCCCAAGGCCGCCAAGUACGCCGUCAACAUCCUGUGCUGCAAGAAAGACGAGCGUAGUCAGGUUAGCGCGACCGAGCUGCUGCAAAAGACGCUCAAGGAUUGGGAGUACGGCACGCCAGGCUCCCUCAACAAGCUGACCGCCAUCAGCCAGCUCGAACUCCUGGCCCCCAAGGUGACGGAGGAUGAGGACGAGAGGAUCCUCAACAUCACCGUGCAGCAGGUCCUUCUUGAGGUGCGGACUAACGCCAAGGGGGACGACCCUGACUGGGUCGAUGAUGCCGAUCUAGACGAGGAAUGCCAAGCCAAGUGCAUCGCGCUCAAGACCCUAGUCAACAGGCUGCGCAGCAUGGAAGAUGUGAGUGAAGCCAAGGAGAAGGCAAAGCCCGUCUGGAAGCUGCUGAUGAAGCUGGUCACUGCCAAAGGUGAGCUGUCAAAGAAGAAAGAGACGCCCAAGCACCAUCGGUCGCGGCUCAGGCUGUUGGCUGCGCAGUUGCUCCUCAAACUGUGCACGCAGAAGCAUUUUGAUGAUGAGUUGACCCACACCGACUUCAACGCGCUUGCGUUGACGGCGCAGGACGCGGUGCAGGAGGUUCGGCAUGGGUUUGUGCGCAAGCUGCAGAAGUAUUUAGCAGAUAACCGGCUGCGGUCACGGUUCUACACAAUCUUGUUCUUGCUUGCGUUCGAGCCCAACACCGAGUUCAAGCAGCGUACUGAGACAUGGAUCCGCUCGCGUGCCCGCUACUUUGCCGACCUCAAGCAGAACGUGCUCGAGUCGACUAUGGCCCGGCUGCUGUCACUGCUGGCCCAUCAUCCAGAUUACAACAGCUCUGAUCUAGACGAGCUGGUGGACCACGCGCGGUACCUGCUUUUCUACAUCAGCCUGGUUGCAACCGAGGACAAUUUGGGUCUGAUCUACAAGUAUGCGGAGCGCGUGAAGCAAACACAGGAUGCGCUGGACCAGGGCAGCGAUCGGCAUCAGGUGCUGAGCGACCUGGCGCAGGCAGUCAUCCGUAAGUGGCAGGAGAAGAAGAACUGGGUGCUGAAUGUGUACCCGGGUAAGGUCGGCCUGCCGGUGGGCCUGUAUAGUGCGCUACGGUCUCACGAUGAGGCACAGCAGAUUGCGGAGAAGCAGUUUGUGCCGGAUGGGAUUGACGAGAAGUUGGAUGAGUUGUUGAGGGCUAUGGAGAGGAAGAAGAAACGCAAAUCCGUUGACACAGGCGACUACUCCGCCAAGCGCCUCAAGGUCCAACAGCCCAAGACGACCUCAGCUGACUCCGACGAGUCGGGCAACGAAAAACGGCCAGCCAAGAGCCGCUCCUCCAAGAAAGCUGCCUCUUCUUCCUCGGGCUCUAAGCCCAAGAAAACACCCAAACCGAAAAAGACCCGUGAACCUUCCCCCGUCAUCCCCGAGUCAGAACGCCGCCGCAGCUCGCGCGCCCGUCCUAACCUUUCGUAUGUCGAGCGCGAUUCGGAGGAUGACGACGAGGAGAUGUUGGAUGGGGUUGCAGAGUGGGAAUAUGUGGAUGAGGAGGCUGAGGAAGGCAGUGGCGGGGAGGGAAAAAUUGAAGAGGAGGAGGAGGAGGAGAGUGAUGAUGAUGAUAGUGAUGAUGAUAAUGUGAGGUCUUCCAGGAGGGGGAAGAAGGCUAAGCGGCAGAUUGGGAGGGUUAGUCGCCCGAGGGUAGCUGUUAAGUCGAAGGAGGCGACUACUGAAAAGAAUGGUGCUGCCGCGGCGAGGGAGGAUAAUGAUUCAGGAAGUGAGCUGAGCGAGAUUUCAUCCGAGGAGGUUGGAGAUGUCGAGAUGGAGGAUGUUGGGGGGUCUAAAGAGGAAAGGGGGGCAUCUCCUGAACCAGAAAAGGAGAUGGAAGUUGUUGAACAUGGAGAGGAUGGGAGGGAGCAUGGGGAACUUGAGCCCGAGCCCAAGCCGGAGAAGUCUUCCCGCCCGACAAGGGCUGCGAAGCGGAAGCAAGCUGCUGCUACGGUGACCAAGCUACCUGACCGUUCUCGGGAGGGUCGGAGCAGACGGAGUGCGGCUGCCGCUGUUAAGGAUGAUGAGCAAGAAGAGGAGCAGGAGAAGGGAGAGAAGGAAGAGGCUGAGCAGCAACAAGCAGAGGGAGAAGAAGAAAACGGAGAAGAAGAGGAGAAGCCUGCUACAAGAAGGGGUGGCCGUGCCAAGGAGACCAAGGCGUCUUUCAAGGCUCAGGACAAGGACACUGAGGCCACAACGAAGGGCACUAGGAGGAGUGCACGUGGGAGGAGGUAA